Molecule: messenger RNA, 3403 nt
Organism: Schizophyllum commune H4-8
Lineage: Eukaryota; Fungi; Basidiomycota; Agaricomycetes; Agaricales; Schizophyllaceae
Product: CBF-domain-containing protein
Exons: 7
Coding region: 53-3403 (1116 amino acids)
Cellular component (GO): nucleus
Source: RefSeq, a predicted model, not a curated record
CCUCCCGCAUUCGCUGACCUCUGUCCUCAUACCCCCCUUCCACCCCUCCAUCAUGGCACGCGCGGGGAAGAACUUCACGACGAAACCCCAGAAGAAGGGCAAGCGCGAUCAGAAGUUGAAGGAUCAAGUUUUAGCGCUGGGCGGUACGGAGGGCGAUUAUGAUCUCGUGAAGGACGCGGACAAGGGGCCUACUGCAGGGAAGGGUACUGCUGAAGAUCCCGCUCUGUCUCGCGAGGUUUCCAAGUUUCUCAAGGGCCUCAAGAGUGGAGGCGCGGUCGAAAAUGAUGCGAACGAUGAUCCAUAUCCCCCCAAGUACACGAAGAAGGACAAGAAGGACAAAAAGCGGAAGGCCGCAGAGAGCGCACCCUCAUCGUCCACUGCCGAAGCGAAACUACACAAGAAGGACGGCAAGCCGCAAGGGAAGCAUGCGAAGGGGAAGGAUACCAAGUUAGAUGGGAAACAGCGCAAGGGCAAGGAGACCGAGAAGGCUGCGGAGGAUACUGCCCCAGAACCUCCCAAGCCGCGCGUCGUGCUCCCGGAGAAGGUCACUGUGACCGGCAAGUUCGCCAUCCCCCCGACCUCGCACUGGUACUCCAUCCUCGAGCCGCUCGGACCUGCGCCCAACGCGCCCUCACCCUCCGAUCUCGCCGCGCUAGCUUCCAAGGCCGCUCGCCUACACGAAGCUGAUGUCGCCGCCUAUCGCGCCUCGUCUGCAUCCAACUCCGCCUCGGAGGCGCACUUCCUGUCGAACAUCAUCCAGUCGGGUACAUUGUCCGAUCGGCUCAGUGCUUUGACGCUGCUUGUGCAGAGCAGCCCGCUGCAUAACACGCAUGCGCUGGAGACGCUGAAGGGUAUGGGCGAGCGCGGGAAGGGCAAAGGAGGACGCGAGGAGAGCCUGAAGGCCCUGCGAUCAGUGGUGGACUGGUGGGUCGGAGGUGGCGCGCCGGGGAGGAAGCUCAAGUACUUCCGCGAUCAACCACUUACGCAUCCAGAUGUGACGGACGAGCACCUCAUUGUUUGGCACUUUGAGGACUGGCUGAAGAAGUACUUCUUCUCCAUUCUCCAGAUUCUGGAGGCCCUGUCCUUGGAUACCCUGAGCUAUGUCCGCUUGCAAGCGCUGAACCUCAUCACCACCCUUCUCCGCGAGAAGCCCGAGCAGGAGCAGAACUUGCUCCGCCUGCUUGUCAACAAGCUCGGCGACCCCGAACGCACCGUCUGCUCGCGCGCCUCCUACCACAUUCUCCAGCUCCUGCAGCAACAUCCGUCGAUGAAGGGCGUCGUCGUCCGCGAGGUCAUCAACCUUGUCAUGCGUCCCGCCGCCGCCCCUGCGCCAGCCGCCCCCCCCAGCGGGUCCUCCUCCGGCAAGCACAUGCGCUUCGAUGCCCCGUCGUCCGCCAAAUCGAAGAGCGCUGCCCCCGCCCCGAAGGCGGCGGGCAAUCCGCAUGCGCGCUACUACGCUGCAAUUACCUGCAACCAGAUCGUGCUCGCGCCGAACGACCGCGACGUCGUGCACGCCCUCGUCAACUUCUACUUCGACAUGUUCAAGGAGCUGCUCGGCGAGAAGCCCGAGGGCGACGGUGAUGCUGCGUCCGAGGCCGGCACCCCCGCGCCCGAACUUGACAAGCAAGGGCGCGUGAAGGACAGGAAUGCGCUGAAGAAAAAGGGCAGCGCGCCCUCGAAGGACAAGAAAGGGAAGGGCAAGAUGGCCACGGGCGCUGCGGGCUUCGCCGAAGUCGAGGACGCGCAGAGCAAGCUGAUCUCCGCGAUCUUAACUGGUGUGAACCGCGCGCUGCCGUUCGCGCGCCUCGACUCGGCGGACGCGGCGCUCAACAAGCAUAUUGACACGCUGUUCUUCAUCACGCACCAGUCGACGUUCAAUAUCUCGCUGCAGGCGCUGGUGCUGAUUCAGCAGAUCGCGGCGUCGCUGGGGAUGCACCAGGCGUCCAGCGCGGCGGCGAAGGCGAUCAUAGACCGGUACUACCGCACGUUGUACGCGUCGCUGCACGAUGCACGGCUUGCGAGCUCGGCGAAGCAGGCGAUGUACUUGAAUCUGCUGUUCAAAUCGUUGAAGGCAGACUCGAGUGCCGAGCGCGUCAAGGCGAUGGUCAAGCGACUCGUGCAGCUACUCGCUGCAGGCGGCAAUGGCGCGACCGAGUUCGUGGCGGGUGGAUUGUACCUUCUCGGCCAGCUCUUCGACUCCAUCCCAGGCUUGCGCAGUAUGGUCACCGACGCGCCGUCUGUGUCUGCUACCGAGGCCUACGAUGCUCGCAAGCGCGACCCUCUCUUCGCGAACGCGUCCGCGAGCCCGCUGUACGAACUCCUCCCCCUCACCCACCACUACCACCCCGCCGUCGCCCUCCACGCACGGCAGCUGCUCGCCGGCCAGCCGCUUACUGCCAGCGCCGACCUCUCCCAGAACACGCUCACCCACUUCCUCGACCGCUUCGUCUACAAGAACCCCAAGAAGCUCAAGGCCGACGAUAAUGUCGCUGUCUCCGGCAAGGCGCGCGGCGCGAGCGCGAUGCAGCCCGCGGCGAGCGGGGUCGACGGCACGGCCGUGAAGUUGAUGCGCGGGGAGGUGCCUGGGGUGGCGCCGUUAGUGACGGACGCGGCGUUCUUGAAGAAGAGGGAGGAGGAGGUGCCCGUGGAUGAGGUGUUCUUCCAUCGCUAUCUGACGAGGAAACAGAAGGGCAAGGCGCAGGCGGAUGAUGGUGAGCCUGAGGAAAGCGCAGAGGAGGAGGCGGGUGAUGCGGAGUCUGGGGAGUCUGCCGCGGAGGACAGCGAUGAGCAGGAUGACAAUGGUCCCUUCAUCGACUUGAGCGACGACGAGCGGACUGAGGUGCCGAAGGAAGCUUCCGAGGAGAAGGACGAGGACGAAGACGAGACUGAUGACGAGGAAGAGGCCGAGAUCUGGAAGGCUAUGAAAGCAAGCAUGCCGAAGGCCGGUGAUGACGACGACCUCGAUCUUAUGGAGGACAGCGAUGAUUCGGACGACGUUCCCUCAGGCCUCGAUGGCGAAGGCUCCGAUGAGGUCCCCUCUGACCUCGAUAGUGGGGAGGAUGAGGACGCCGCUGCCUCGGCCGCCUCCGAGUCCGACGACGACGAAGAUGACGAUGACGCCGCCUCUGACGCUGACGAUCUCUCCCUCGCCGAAGCUUCUGACGACGACGACCUCAUGCCUAUUGACGACGCCUUUGGGCCCGACGGCGUCCUCGAGUAUGACGGUUCCGACGCCUCGGAGGAGGAGGACGAGUGGCAUGGAUUCCCGGACGACAAGAAGAAGCGCAAGCGCGAUGCGGAGGGCGGGGAGAAGAGGACGAAGAAAAAGCAGCGUCUGCCGACCUUCGCGAGCUAUGAGGACUACGCGAAGAUGAUCGAGGAUACGCCGGAGGACAAUAUAUAG